Molecule: messenger RNA, 4851 nt
Organism: Sardina pilchardus (European sardine)
Lineage: Eukaryota; Metazoa; Chordata; Actinopteri; Clupeiformes; Clupeidae
Gene: dnm1a
Product: dynamin 1a
Biological process (GO): synaptic vesicle endocytosis; receptor internalization
Cellular component (GO): cytoplasm; membrane; microtubule
Molecular function (GO): microtubule binding; GTPase activity; GTP binding
Source: RefSeq, a predicted model, not a curated record
CGUCGGUGCCCGACAGACGGCAGAGCUGCGGUCCAGAGGGUAGCUUAGCUGUGCUGUCUUUUACGUCGCUGGGACGCCAGCAAUGAGGGUGAAUGCAAAAAUAAAAUAGGCAGAAUUUCAAAACACCCUACUAGCACUAGGGUGAAAAAGGAGAGGAUAUAGCGCUCAAGCGACCGAUACUCUCCUCUUCUCUUCAGUUUGGCUUUCUACUGAGAAGGAGCGACAGAUUCCCCUGCAAACAUGGGUAACCAGGGGAUGGAGGAUCUGAUUCCUCUUGUCAACAAAAUGCAAGAUGCAUUCUCGGCCAUCGGACAAAAUGCCAAUCUGGACCUACCCCAGAUUGCCGUGGUGGGCGGACAGAGUGCAGGGAAAAGCUCGGUGUUGGAGAACUUCGUGGGCAAGGACUUCCUCCCUCGUGGAUCUGGCAUCGUCACCCGGCGACCCCUGGUCCUGCAGCUCAUCAACUGCCCCGCAGAGUAUGCAGAGUUUCUCCACUGCAAAGGGAAGAAGUUCACAGACUUUGUCGAGGUGCGACAUGAGAUCGAGGCGGAGACAGACCGCAUCACUGGGCAAAAUAAGGGCAUUUCUCCCGUGCCCAUCAACCUACGAGUCUACUCCCCCAAUGUGUUGAACCUGACUCUGGUGGACCUGCCGGGGAUGACCAAGGUGCCAGUGGGGGACCAGCCGGCCGACAUCGAGAAUCAGAUCAAGGAGAUGCUGAUGCAGUUCGUCACCAAGGACAACUGCCUGAUCCUGGCCGUCUCUCCAGCCAAUGCCGAUCUGGCCAACUCGGACGCCCUCAAGAUCGCCAAGGAGGUCGACCCACAGGGUCAGAGGACCAUUGGAGUGAUCACUAAGUUGGACCUGAUGGAUGAAGGAACUGAUGCUCGAGAGAUCCUGGAGAACAAGCUGCUACCGUUGCGAAGAGGUUACAUUGGCGUGGUGAACCGCAGUCAGGCCGACAUCGAUGGCAAGAAGGACCACGCUGCCAUGGCAGCCGAGAAGAAGUUCUUCAUGUCGCACCCCGGAUACAGGCACAUGGCCGAGCGCAUGGGGACUCCGUACCUGCAGAAAGCCCUCAACCAGCAACUGACCAAUCACAUCCGAGACACCCUGCCUGCUCUACGGUCCAAGCUGCAGAGCCAACUGCUAUCCAUUGAGAAGGAGGUGGAAGAGUACAAGCACUACAGGCCUGAUGACCCCUCACGCAAGACCAAAGCCCUGCUCCAGAUGGUGCAGCAGUUCUCAGUGGACUUUGAGAAGCGUAUUGAGGGCUCAGGGGAUCAGAUCGACACCGCCGAGCUCUCAGGAGGUGCCAGGAUCAACCGCAUCUUCCAUGAGCGUUUCCCCUUCGAGCUUGUCAAGAUGGAGUUUGAUGAGAAGGAGCUCCGUAAGGAGAUCAGCUAUGCCAUCAAGAACAUCCACGGCAUCAGGACCGGUCUCUUUACCCCAGAUCUGGCCUUUGAGGCCAUAGUGAAAAAGCAGAUCCAAAAGCUUCAGGUGCCCGUGCUCAAGUGCAUAGAUAUGGUGGUGAGCGAGCUAACGGCCACCAUACGAAAGUGUAGCGAUAAGCUUGCCCAGUACCCCAUGUUGAGGGAGGAGAUGGAGAGGAUUGUCACCCAGCACAUCAGAGAUCGCGAGAGCCGCACAAAAGAACAGGUGCUGCUGCUGAUUGACGUUGAGCUUUCCUACAUGAACACCAACCAUGAGGACUUCAUCGGGUUCGCCAAUGCCCAGCAGAGAAGCGCUCAGAAGGUCGGAGGAGGGAAGAAAGCUACUGGAAAUCAGCAAGAUGAGAUAAUGGUGAUCAGGAAGGGAUGGCUCACCAUCAACAACAUCGGCAUCAUGAAGGGCGGAGCCAAAGAGUACUGGUUCGUGAUGACCGCCGAGUCCCUGUCCUGGUACAAGGAUGAUGAGGAGAAAGAGAAGAAGUACAUGCUCCAGGUGGACAACCUGAAGCUGCGUGAUGUGGAUGCUGGAUUCAUGUCCAGGAAACACAUCUUUGCCCUCUUCAACACUGAGCAGAGGAAUGUGUAUAAGGACUACCGGCAGCUGGAGCUGGCCUGUGAGACCCAGGAGGACCUGGACGGCUGGAAGGCAUCGUUCCUGCGCGCCGGCGUAUACCCAGAGCGUGCCUCUGACAAGGAAGGAAAGGGUGACGCCUCGGAUGAGAAUGGCUCGGACAACUUCAUGAGCUCCAUGGACCCUCAGCUGGAGCGUCAGGUGGAGACCAUCCGCAGCCUGGUGGACUCCUACAUGGGCAUCGUCAACAAGACCGUCCGCGACCUCAUCCCCAAGACCAUCAUGCACCUGAUGGUCAACAAUACUAAGGAGUACAUCAACGCGGAGCUGCUGGCGCAGCUGUACUCGUGCGGGGACCAGAACUCGCUGAUGGAGGAGUCGCAGGAGCAGGCGCAGCACCGCGACGAGAUGCUGCGCAUGUACCACGCGCUGCGCGAGGCCCUCAACAUCAUCGGCGACAUCAGCACCACCACCAUCACCACCGCCAUGCCACCGCCCGUCGACGACUCCUGGCUGCAGGUGCAGAGGGGAGGAUCCGGCGGCAGGUCCCCUGCCACCAGUCCCACUCCCCAGAGACGAGGGCCUCCUCCUGGGCCCCCAGCGCGGCCAGGCUCACGGGGCUCUGCGCCGGGACCCCCCCCUGGAGGCCCCCCCAUCCCCUCGCGCCCGGGGGCCUCACCUGACCCGGGGGCCCCGAUGGUGCCCUCGCGCCCCAACCGCGCACCCCCCGGCGUGCCCAGAAUUACUAUCAGUGACCAGUGAGGACUAACACUUCUGCGGAAAAUGAGACUUGCAUCAAACUCCAGAAAAUACAACCCCCCCUUCCAAAAAAAAGAAAGAAAACAAAACAGACCCCCCCCCCCCUACCCCCACCCCACCAGCACAACCAACCAGCCACUCACACGUGGAGAGAAAGGAAGGACUGAAUGACAAUAAUGAAGAGAGAGGAGACUCAGGGCCAACCAUGCUCUCCAUGCAUGCAUGUCUAAUGACUAAGAGUGAAAGAUGACGACGAUGAUGAUGAUGAUGAUGAUGACGAAGGGGAAUGGAGGAAGAGGAAGAGGAGGAGGAGGAGGAGGUUGGCAGUGCUGACAGGACCCCUUGCUGCACUUACAGGAUGAUCCAGAAGGUUCCAUCUGCUCUUAAUGCCGCCUUGGCGAUCCCACUCCCUCCUAUCUUCUGCUCACUCCCUAUUGGCUCUCUGUAGGUGCUCUCUCUGACACUGUGAUGACCUCUGACCCCCACCUUCCCCCAUGUUAGUGAUACAGCAGUGAGCACCAGUAGGCAUUUCAGCCCAGUGCUCGCACACCCUAGUGAUCCGUGCUUGUCAGGUCUAGAACGGUCUCUGCCUCUUGUUUCCUAAAUUUGGCAUGCUAUGUCCUAAUCCCCAAUCCCAAUCCUAAAGUUAGGUCUAGAGCCGUCUCUGCCUCUCUGUACCCUGGAUUUGACAAGCUACGUCCCAAAUCCCAAUCCCCCUCGUAGGGUUAGGUCUAGACCUAUCUCUGCCUCUUGUUCCCUAGAAUUGGCAUGCUCUCUCCCAAUCCCUUUUAGUGCUCUAGGGCUCAGACCAAGUGCUCAUCCAACCCAGGUGACUUGUGUGUUCACCUCUGCUCCUAUCUCUUCAAACGUCAUAUCUACAUUGUAGCAAAAAACAGUUCACUUAGUGAGGCGGGAUCUACUUAGAAUGUGCAAUAUUUAUCUCUAGUGGACAGGUCGUCUUUGAGACCUGUGCACGACACUCAUACACCAGACACAUUUUAGAUGACCUGAACUGAGUAGAGUUCAACACACUAGUCACCAGCGAAUUUCUAGGGCACAACUGACACUUUUGAGAGGAGAGAGUUGCUAAUAGAUGGCGUCUGCUGGUGAAUUUUAGAAAAUAAAUAGAUAAAUAAAAAAAUACAUUAAAAAAAAACUCUGCUUGUGAGUAAUGUUGACUAAUGAAAUCAGGGGUUUAGAGUAAAAUGACUAAAGCUCUUCUGGCUCAUGCCGUGCACACCCCUCCACUGUAUCGUUUGUUCUGUUGAUCUGAAAUACAGGAGACCUCCCCUACGGGCAUCUAUGUCUUUUGUGGUUUUGCUGUGGUAGACUCUGUAAUUGUUUGUUUAGCAUGGCACCCCCCCUCCCGAUAUGGCCCUAACCAAAACCUAGUGCAGGGCACUCUAUUUGUGCGUUCGAACCCUCCUCUUCUCCUUGAAGUCCCAUCCCAAGAGACUUACCUUUGACCCUGAUCUCAGUGCUGCCCCCUAGCCCCAAGUCUCAGCAAUUGCAACUAGUAAAAAGAAAAGAUUUUAAGAGUAAAAUAGUUUAUCAUGGACAUAUCUUAAAUGUUACUUACGUAUGUUUGUGGUGCACCUGUGGUGGGUUCUGUACUUCCACUGUUUAGACACUAGUUGACAUGUAAGAUUAAUGACUAUUCAGCUGUUAUGGAUAAUUUAUGAGUAACUAUGACAUUAAAUUACUGAUAUUUAAUGAAAAUGAAACAUCUGAAAAGGGAAAAUUAAUUGUGAUGUGAUAAUGUGAUAAGAAUUAAAGAAGAAAAAUUUGUUUUUCCUGUCAGUUGUGUAGUUGGCAGUGACUGGUUUUGAUUGACUGACCGAGUGUGUGACAUGCAGGUGAUUCACUGAAGACAGCUGAACGAGUGUGUGUGUGUGUGUGUGUGUGUGUGUGUGUGUGUGCGUGUGUGUGUGCGUGUAUGUGUGUGUGCGCGUAAAUUACUCUGUCCUGCUGUGAUACGUCCUGUGUUUCACUGCUGUGGGUUGAGCGAGUUUCUCAAGCAGGACUGCCUGUGCUUGAAGGAGAAAUUAAAAUACGUGUUCUUAAACCAAA